This is a messenger RNA of Lolium perenne, 2690 nucleotides long. Its product is annotated as heat shock protein 90-6, mitochondrial. Gene Ontology annotation, molecular function: ATP-dependent protein folding chaperone; ATP hydrolysis activity; ATP binding. Gene Ontology annotation, biological process: protein folding. NCBI's taxonomy places the organism in Eukaryota, Viridiplantae, Streptophyta, Magnoliopsida, Poales, Poaceae. The record is from RefSeq and is a predicted model, not a curated record.
GGUCCACACCUCCCGCCGACUCGCCCUCGCCUGGGACUGGGACGAGGAACAACACCGGAGAUGCUCGGGGCCUCCAGGCGAUCCCUCUGCGCCGGCGCCGCCGCCCGCCGCCACGCCGCCGCCUUCGCCGUCUCCGCCGACGCCGCCGCCCCCACACCCGCGAACCCGCCCCGCUCGGUGACAAACCGGGAACCCGCCGUUCCUCCCCACGGAGGGAAGAGGCUCUUCUCCGUGCUCGCGGCGCCCAAGCUUAAUGCAGCAACCAACAUGCCCUCCCUCAAGCUGGGGGAGAGCUCCCUUGUUGGGAGGCGGUUUGAAUCGAGCGCUGCGGCGGUCGAUUCUUCUGAUGCGCCACCUGCCGAGAAGUUCGAGUAUCAGGCUGAGGUCAAUAGGCUCAUGGAUUUGAUCGUGCACAGCUUGUACAGCAACAAGGAGGUGUUUCUUCGGGAGCUGGUCAGCAAUGCAAGCGAUGCACUCGACAAGUUGCGCUAUCUGAGCGUCACUGAGGCUGACCUUCUCAAGGAUGGCUCUGAGCUUUACAUCCGCAUCCAGACAGACAAGGACAAUGGAAUUAUAACGAUCACCGAUUCCGGGAUUGGUAUGACGAGGCAAGAGCUUGUCGACUCUCUUGGGACCAUUGCAAGCAGUGGAACUGCUAAGUUCCUCAAGACACUGAAGGAGAGCCAAGAAGCUAGUGUUGAUAGCAACUUGAUUGGCCAAUUUGGUGUUGGUUUCUAUUCUGCAUUUCUUGUUUCAGAUAAGGUUUCUGUGUCAACAAAGAGCCCCAAGUCAGAUAAGCAAUAUGUUUGGGAAUCUGAAGCAGAAUCUAAUUCCUACACAAUUAGAGAAGAGACAGACCCAGAGAAGCUCAUUCCUAGGGGAACUCGCCUUACUCUUUACCUGAAGCGUGAUGACAAGGGUUUUGCUCACCCUGAGAGGAUCCAAAAACUCGUGAAGAAUUACUCUCAGUUUGUUUCCUUCCCUAUUUACACUUGGCAAGAAAAAGGCUUCACUAAAGAGGUUGAGGUUGAUGAGGACCCUGCAGAAGCUAAAACAGAAGGAGAUGGUGCUAAAACAGAAGGCGAUGGUGAAAUCAAAAAAGAGACUAAGAAGAAGACAAAAACCGUUGUGGAGAAGUAUUGGGACUGGGAGCUUACAAAUGAAACACAACCUAUCUGGCUUCGGAAUCCUAGAGAGGUCUCAACUGAGGAGUACAACGAAUUUUACAAGAAGACAUUCAAUGAGUAUAUGGAUCCCUUGGCCUCCUCACACUUCACUACAGAGGGUGAAGUAGAAUUCAGGUCAAUUCUUUAUGUGCCUGCUACGAAGAAAGAGGACAUAACUGAUAGGAAGACUAAGAAUAUCAGGCUGUAUGUUAAGCGGGUGUUCAUUUCAGAUGAUUUUGAUGGUGAACUGUUCCCAAGGUACCUGAGCUUUGUGAAGGGUGUUGUCGACUCAAAUGACCUUCCACUGAAUGUUUCUCGUGAGAUCCUUCAAGAGAGUCGAAUUGUGCGUAUAAUGAGAAAGAGGUUGGUAAGGAAGGCCUUUGAUAUGAUACUUGGUAUUUCUUGUAGCGAAAACAGAGAUGAGUAUGAAGCGUUCUGGGAGAACUACGGUAAAUUUUUAAAGCUUGGUUGCAUGGAAGACAAGGAAAAUCACAAGAGGAUUGCUCCUUUGCUCCGCUUCUUUUCUUCUCAAAGCAAUGAAGAAUUGAUUAGCUUGGAUGAAUAUGUGGAAAGUAUGAAACCUGAGCAGAAGGCCAUUUACUACAUUGCUGGGGAUAGUUUGAGCAGUGCCAAAAAUGCUCCUUUCUUGGAGAAGCUCAAUGAAAAAGGUUAUGAGGUUUUACUUCUGAUUGACCCUAUGGAUGAAGUGUCUCUCCAAAAUCUGAACUCCUACAAGGAUAAGAGUUUUGUGGAUAUUAGCAAGGAAGACUUGGACUUAGGUGAUAAGAAUGAGGAAAAAGAGAAGGAAUUAAAGCAGGAAUACAGUCAAACAUGUGAUUGGAUCAAGAAGCGUUUGGGUGAGAAGGUUGCUCGUGUUGAUAUAUCCAACCGUCUCAGCUCAUCACCAUGUGUCCUAGUUGCAGCUAAGUUUGGCUGGUCAGCCAAUAUGGAAAGGUUGAUGAGGGCACAGUCUAUAGGUGAUACAUCUUCUCUGGACUUCAUGCGUUCGAGGAAAGUAUUUGAAAUAAACCCAGAUCAUGAGAUAAUCAAGGGAUUGAAUGCUGCCUGCAGAAGCAACCCUGAUGACUCAGAAGCUCUGAAGGCAAUCGACAUCCUCUUUGAAACUUCAAUGAUUUCUAGUGGCUUUACGCCUGAUAACCCGACUGAUCUGAGCUCAAAGAUCUAUGACAUGAUGAGUGCGGCUAUGGCAGGCAAAUGGGCAACGCAACCACAACAUCCCCACACAAGCCAGCAGCAGCCUGCUGCGCCUAGUAGCCCCGAGUCUGAGCUGCUUGAAGCUGAGGUGGUGGAACCUGUUGGGGUUGAUCAGCAGAAAUAAGGAACCAUGUUCGUUUGCUCUCCUAGCCUUGGUCUUGUUCGAUAUACGCUGAAGAAUCCUUGUAGUUGUAGCUCAGCAGGGGUCAAUGUCGACUGAAUGCAAAGCUGCUGUGCUUGUUCCUUUUUUAUUAUUUCGGAACAGGGAUUUCUGUUUCCACGGCCUGUAGUAUGAGCCGUGCGAGCGCU